This is a messenger RNA of Funneliformis caledonium, 158 nucleotides long. NCBI's taxonomy places the organism in Eukaryota, Fungi, Glomeromycota, Glomeromycetes, Glomerales, Glomeraceae. The record is from the annotation of a GenBank genome assembly.
AUGUAUGAUGAAGAAACUGCUAAAUGCUUUAUUAUUGACCUUACUGAAACGGAUAUAGCUGACGAUGAAUAUAAAAACAAUAGUAUAAAGGAAGAUAUAAAAUGGCAUAUUUCUUCUCCCGAAUCUGAAAAAAAUAAGGAAUAUUUCGAAGAGGAAUU